AUGGCUUUUCAAUCGAAUUUCUCUAUUAGCUCUAUCCUUGGUCAAGAGAAUGAAACGGUUAACGCAAACCAAGAUAACAGUUCUGAAAUCUCCAAUCCAGACCGGCCGAAAUAUUCGUAUAACUCUUUGAUCAUGAUGGCUAUCAAGGCGAGUCCCAAUGGACGGUUGACCCUUGCAGAAAUUUAUGAAUAUAUCAAACAUCACUACGAAUAUUAUAAAAAUUGCCAGACAGGAUGGCAAAAUACAAUCCGGCAUAGCUUGAGCGUCAGCGGUUAUUUUAUCAGAACACCUCGAGCAUACGACGAACCUGGACGAGGAGGUUACUGGAGCUUAUCACCUAAAGCGGAGAAAUUAUUUUUAGGAAGUAGUACGGGACGACUGCAACAACCUUCAGCGAUGAACGGCCAUUACGUUCCUGCACCACAUAUACCUGUUUUGACGAACCACUACGUGAAUUGCGUCAAUGCAGGGUGCAUGUGCUAUCAAUUUGCAGGCAUCACACCACAAAUGUUGCAAGAAUAUUUCCAUAUGCAACAAGUGCAAGGAGUUCACAUGCGACGCGAUUAA
Messenger RNA from Hermetia illucens (black soldier fly), 567 nucleotides. RefSeq names its product fork head domain transcription factor slp2-like. Gene Ontology annotation, cellular component: nucleus. The coding region runs from base 1 to 567 and encodes 188 amino acids. The record is from RefSeq and is a predicted model, not a curated record. Gene Ontology annotation, biological process: regulation of transcription by RNA polymerase II. The transcript has a single exon. NCBI's taxonomy places the organism in Eukaryota, Metazoa, Arthropoda, Insecta, Diptera, Stratiomyidae. Gene Ontology annotation, molecular function: DNA-binding transcription factor activity; sequence-specific double-stranded DNA binding.